AGUGCUGAAAGUGGUGACAGUGCUUCUUCAAGUGGAGGCGGCUCUUCCUAAAUUGUUCUUGUACAUCAAAAUUAUCUUGUUAUAUCUGAGAUUUAUUUAAUAAACUUAAUAAAUAUUUUCUGGGAUUUUUUUGAUGGUGCAGAUCCUGAUAAUAACUCGAGUUAUUACUACAUAAAUAUUUCCUUGAAGAUCUAGGAUUAUCUGAGGAUUGGGUAUUUACUUAUAAAUGUCAUCUGUAUCUUGUAUUCAUAUGUCAUUGGGAUCUCGAGUUAGCAAUAUUUCUAGAACAAGUGCCUUUUUCCUUCUGUCAAUUAAUCAGUUUCUAAAAUAUCAAUUAUAUUUCACAACAUAUCAAGAAAAUGUGCGAGGUGCAGAAGCUGAUCGAUGGCCUAUACGAGACUUUUAGCAAGUACAAGGAGCAACGUCGCUGCCAAAUGAUAGAGAUCCUAAAUGAUGUGCGGUGCUGCGAGUGCGGACACAAAAUGAGGCUCAAUAAUGCCCUGAAAAUGAAGCCUGUAUGCCGGAAAUCCCCAUCUCAGGGUCGGAUACGUUUUCUUAUUGCCGCCUGUUUCGGAUUGCUCUUUCUGAUCAUCAUCUAUGUGGUUCACGUGGCUCGGCGAUACAAUCAUGUUAGAGCCUAUGGCAGCAGCGCCUGCGGAUCGACUUUUUUCUAUACCUACACGGACUGCGAUGUGUUCUACUAGGAACUAAGGCUUAAAUGUUCACUUACCCAGGCUUAUAUUUUCAUUAUUCAUAGUUUUAUUAUUCAAUU
Drosophila takahashii is the source of this 772-nucleotide messenger RNA. RefSeq lists its product as uncharacterized. NCBI's taxonomy places the organism in Eukaryota, Metazoa, Arthropoda, Insecta, Diptera, Drosophilidae. The record is from RefSeq and is a predicted model, not a curated record.